AUGCUGCUCCUCGUCGACUGGCGCCGCUUCUUCGGCGUGCUCCCGGUCGUGCCAACGGCGCUCUCCGCCUUUGCGCCAUCGCAUUCAGCCGCCGCCGCCGCCGCCGUGAUGCCAGCGGUGGAGAGCGAGAUGGGCAGGGCGCUCUCGCGGCUGCCUCCCGCGGCGCGCCAGCCGCACGUCGAGGCGGCCGUGCUAUCGGUGCUUGAGGACCUCACCGGCGGGGGCGGCCUCACCGCCGACACGCCGCUCAUGGAGGCGGGCAUCGACUCGCUCGGCGCUACAGAGGCCGUGAGCCGCCUCCGAGAGGCCACGGGCGCCGACCUCGCGCCGACGCUCUUCUUUGACCAGCCGUCGGCCCGCGCCAUCGCGGCGCACGUGGUGGGGCGGCUCUCUGGGACAGAGGCUCAAGCGGCCCUCGAGGCUGCAUCCUUUGACUCGCUGUUGUCGGCCAGGAGACAGCCCGGUGUCACAGACUUCAUGCUAGCAAAGGAGCAGCGAGACUCUCUCGCCUCCCGUGAGGACAAACAUAUGCUGUGGCAGACGCUGCAAGGGGAUCGACGGUUGGAGAAGGUUGCCAUGUGGUCAUGGCGAAACUCGUCGCCAGGGAGCGGGAUCACCCGUGGAGGUGCCGUGGUUCAUCUCGGCGACGAGCUCAAUGGUAAUGUGCAUUUGAUACACGGUGGCUUCACGGCGGCUUUGCUCGACACUCUCUUCGGGUGGAUCGCAAUCACCGAGCGAGAAGCACAGGGGCUGCCUUCCAAUGCACUGGCCUUCACGGCCAACCUCAACGUCAACUACCGCAUGCCGAUGACUGAUCGAGCAGCCUACUAUGUGGAGCUGGAGGCGGAGAGUUUCGAAAAGGGCAAGGAGGUCUACUUGAAGGCGACUAUUUUCGACGCUCAAGGGCGCGUCGUAGCCGACGGCACCUCGCUCUUCAUCGUGUAG
This is a messenger RNA of Emiliania huxleyi CCMP1516, 945 nucleotides long. RefSeq lists its product as hypothetical. The coding region runs from base 1 to 945 and encodes 314 amino acids. The transcript has a single exon. Gene Ontology annotation, molecular function: phosphopantetheine binding. NCBI's taxonomy places the organism in Eukaryota, Haptophyta, Isochrysidales, Noelaerhabdaceae. The record is from RefSeq and is a predicted model, not a curated record.